This is a messenger RNA of Paramuricea clavata, 792 nucleotides long. The record is from the annotation of a GenBank genome assembly. NCBI's taxonomy places the organism in Eukaryota, Metazoa, Cnidaria, Anthozoa, Malacalcyonacea, Plexauridae.
CCCCAGUGGAUGGUCAUUGGGGCCGUUGGUCAUCAUGGUCAGCGUGUAGUUCAUCAUGUGGUUCUGGAAAGAAGCAGCGGACACGAAAAUGUGAAGAUCCGCCUUCAAACUAUGGCGGGAAAAGUUGUACUGGCGUUAGAGAACAGGACAAAACGUGCCUUUAUAAGAAGUGCAGCUUAGGUAUUUGUUUUUAAUAGUACAGAUAUAACCUCAAUAGCUCAACAGUAAUGUACGGACCAUUUCGACAUCCUUGCGUGUUAAUAUAGGCCUACAUGCACAACGAAAGUUCUGACAUGAAGCGGAACAAUUAAAAAAAAAUUGGCCAGAACCUGGAUUAAAGGCACGAAAGUCUCGCAAAGGUGUGUGGCCGUGUGAAUCACAUUGAAGCCAACCUGCGUGUCUUUAGUCUACUGUAAUUGCAGCAUAUAUCUCUAGUGUAAACCUUCAGAUCUAAGGUUUUCUUUUCACAUCCAAACCCGCCUCUCAAAUUUUUCAAUAGAUUUUUUCAAAUUCUUGAAACAUCGGCCAACACUGUUGAUUACUUGAUUCCUCUGUUAUGGCCUCCGUUGCCUUUGUUAUAAAAAAACAUAUGCUAUUUACAGUGGUAAAUAACGUAAUUUUUUAAAUGUAUUUACUUGCCUUGUUCUAACCUAGGCCCAGAUGACUGCGAUUUUGACGAUGAAGCAGGAUGGUGUAUAUGGCAUAAUGUAAAUCAAUCAUGGUAUCUUCACUCGGGAAAUACAACAUCUCGGAACACAGGUCCGGAGAGUGAUAAUGGCGGACUUAAAGGAG